AUGGCAUUGACAGCCAAAAACUUCGCCUACGACGUGCUCGUCAAUCCAAGACAUACAAAAUGGAUUGCUCCCCUGCUGAUCCUUGGCGAUGCGCUCCUCUGCGCCCUCGUCAUAUGGAAGAUCUCCUACACUGAAAUCGAUUGGACGACGUACAUGCAGCAAAUAUCCCUCUACAAAUCUGGCGAACGCAAUUAUCCCCUUAUCAAAGGCUCUACCGGGCCCCUUGUCUACCCCGCCGCUCACGUAUACAUCUAUACCCUCCUCUACCACCUCACCGAUGAAGGCCGCGAUAUUCUUCUCGGGCAGGCGCUUUUUGCCGCGUUAUACCUUGUUACGCUGAUUGUGGUCGUCGCCUGUUAUAGGCAAACGGGUGCGCCUCCCUAUCUCUUCCCGCUUCUUGCUCUGUCGAAGCGGCUUCAUAGCAUAUUCGUGCUGCGCAUGUUCAAUGAUGGCGUUGCUGCUUUUGCUAUGUGGGUUGCUAUCUACCUGUGUUUGAAGCGCAGGUGGACGGCAGGAAUCGCAGUGUGGUCUUUUGGUGUUGCCGUCAAAAUGACGCUCGUGCUGCUCGUGCCAGCCAUUGCUAUCACUACUCUUCUCAGUCUAGGGUUGGCACGAAGUGUUUCGCUUGGGGCCAUGGCUAUUCUUAUUCAGGUGCUGCUGGCAGUUCCCUUUCUCCAAACUAAUGCUACAGGCUACUUCUCUCGAGCCUUUGAGCUAUCCCGCCAGUUUAUGUUUAAGUGGACUGUGAACUGGCGGUUUGUAGGCGAAGAAACGUUUCUCUCGAGGGAGUUCUCAUUGGGUCUGCUAGUGCUGCAUAUGUCCCUGUUGGCCAUCUUCUUGGCAAGCUGGGUGAAGCCUUCCGGGACGAACAUGCUCGGGUUCCUCCAAAAUACUCUGCAGGGUCGCCAGCCUACUGUGCAACUCUCAAAAUCGUUCACCAUGACUGUGAUGUUGAGCUCACUGGCCAUAGGAUUGCUAUGCGCCAGGUCCUUGCAUUAUCAGUUCUUCGCCUAUCUUGCAUGGGCCACUCCCUUCCUUCUCUGGCGCGCAGGGCUUCAUCCAGUUCUCAUUUACGCCUUGUGGGCGCUGCAAGAGUGGGCUUGGAACGUCUAUCCCAGCACAAAUGCCAGCUCGGCGGUUGUGGUGUUGACGCUCGCAGCCCAGGUCUUUGGCGUUUUGUUCGCUGGUCCCGGCAGAGUAGAGAAGAACAGGGGGAGCACUCGCAGCAAGACGCCUGUUCGAUAA
Messenger RNA from Penicillium soppii, 1245 nucleotides. It is a transcript of the gene alg3, whose product is annotated as dolichyl-P-Man:Man(5)GlcNAc(2)-PP-dolichol alpha-1,3-mannosyltransferase. The record is from RefSeq and is a predicted model, not a curated record. Gene Ontology annotation, cellular component: endoplasmic reticulum. The transcript is spliced from 3 exons. Lineage: Eukaryota; Fungi; Ascomycota; Eurotiomycetes; Eurotiales; Aspergillaceae. Gene Ontology annotation, molecular function: dol-P-Man:Man(5)GlcNAc(2)-PP-Dol alpha-1,3-mannosyltransferase activity. The coding region runs from base 1 to 1245 and encodes 414 amino acids.